Molecule: messenger RNA, 2426 nt
Organism: Oryzias latipes (Japanese medaka)
Lineage: Eukaryota; Metazoa; Chordata; Actinopteri; Beloniformes; Adrianichthyidae
Product: DENN domain-containing protein 11
Cellular component (GO): cytoplasm
Source: RefSeq, a predicted model, not a curated record
ACGCUCCUGAACCAUUGUUGACAGGCGGGAGGGCACUCUGGAUCCGAACGUUGUCGUGAAUGCAGAUCGCACUAGUAGGAGUUGCCUAGAAUCUAGCAUGAAAUUUAUGAUUACCAGAGAUUAUAAAGGUUUUAAAGCGGAGGUUAAAAGGUUUUUUACGUAACAACAAUUUAAAGAAAAAUGCAGCUUUUGUGAAACGUCGCGGAAUCAUUUUAGUAAUGAGUUCUUGGAGGAUGGAGCUGGCGCCCGUCGCCUGCUGAGACGACGUUUACGACCGGCGGUGACACCAAGGAGGGCGCGCCGACAGGAUGGUGGAGCGGUCGGACCGAGCCCCUCUGCUGGACUGGGAGGAGGCUCCGUCGGCGGAGAAGCCCGGCGAAGCGGCGGCGGCCGCGGACGACGCCGGGGAGGAGCGGCUGGCGAGCCCCUCGGGCAGCAGCCGCUCCCCGGCGGCGGGAUGCUCCGUGUCUGGGUGGAGCGGUGGACCCGGCUGGGGCGCCCCGCCCGCCCCCCCCAGGACCCCCGCCGACCAAGAGCGGCCGCCCGGCCAGGAGGAGCAUCUGUCGGAUUCCGAGGCGUCGCUGGAGGAGAGGAUGGUGACAUGGGAGGAGAAGGACCAGAUCGUGUCAGUUUUCGUAGUUACAUUUAACACCAGAUCAGGGAACAUGCUGGAGUGGUGUUUGCCCAAAGACAUGGACCUGGAGGGAGUGGAGUUCAAGGCCAUCGCCAGCGGCUCCCACAGAGUGACCACGGACUUCAUAUACUUCCGGAAGGGCUGCUACUUCGGCCUGGCCUGCUUUGCCAACAUGGCAGUGGAGAGUAUGGCAGAGAGGGGAGCCAGAAUGAAGUCGGUAGGGAUCUUGUCUACUUCCUACACCCUGCUGUACCGCUACAUGAGCUUCCUGGAGCACCAGGUCAGGCUCCAGCUCCAGUCCCCGGGUCACUACUCCCCCCUGGAGGCUUUUUAUGAGGACAAGAGAGCGGUGCUCCCCCCUGAUGGAGGUGAUGCCGUGACAUUCCCGCCCGGCGUGUGGGGAAGUGCCAUCAACCACAGCAUGCACCCUGAGAUGAAGAUCACCCACCCGGCCGGCUGCAUGUCGCAGUUCACCCGCUUCUUCGGGGAGCAGAUCAUGGUGCUGUGGAAGCUGGCUCUCCUGCGCAGACGCAUCCUCAUCUUCUCUCCUCCCCCUGUGGGCGUGGUCUGCUACAGAGUGUACUGCUGCUGCUGCCUGGCUAACGUCUCCAUCCCCGGGGUGGGCGUGGCCGUUCCGGAGUUCAGGCCCUUCUUCUACGUGAAUGUCGCCGACAUCGGCGCCCUGGAGAACGAGCUGUCCUACGUGGCGUGUACAACCGAGAAGAUCUUCGAGGAGAAGAAGGACCUGUACGACGUGUACGUGGACAACCAGAACGUGAAGACCCACAGAGACGGCCUGAAGCCGCUGCUGCGCCUCAGCGCCGCAGACCGAGAGAAGUAUCGCAAACUGACCGAGCAGAGACAGAUGUUGCUGUAUUCUCAGGAAGAGAGUGGGGAUUGUGCGUCCAGUGAGGAGGACCUGUUUAUUUUGUUUUUCUUGGAACAGAACAACAGGAUCUUCCAGACGCUGAGCGAGGUGGCGGCGAGCCCCGACCCCACCGUGACCCAGGACAGCGUGAGGGCCAUGGGCCUGGACCCCCACGGGGACCGGCUCUUCCUGCUCCACCUGCUGGAGAUCUACGGCUACGACACCCUGAUGGUUUCAGAGCAGCUGUGCUGCAACUGAAGGACGUCAAACAUCCAGCUGCUGCCUCUCCGGGACGCCGUCCGGACCCGCGGCGUUCAUCCUGGAAAGCAGGCGCAUUUUUUAAAAUCACUUCAGCUGUUUGGACAUUUUAGCCUCACAGGAGACGAUCACAGGCAGGAAGACGGAAGGAACGUUUCUUGGAGCAGAAAUCCUCGUGUCUGUGGGAUCAGCUGUUGCUUUUCUGGACAUUUUCAGUUUGUUUUAGGUUUUUCAUAAACAUCUUUGCACAGACGUGAAGUUGUUCUCAUAAUGAACACGCUUCACGAGUUUUCAUGCUGGAAAAUCCUCUUCAAGCAGCCGAGGCCGCCUAUCGACGACAACAGCAGGAAGUAGAAAUCCUACAAAAUAAUGGCCCCUAAUGUUACGUAAAUGCGACGUUAGCUUGUUGCGUCUGAGUUUCAGUGCAGAAAUAAACGGCUUUAACUGCAGCGGCUUCAUUCCAAGCAUCACUACCGGAGCUCAGAGUUUGCCAACUUUUCCUUCCGUUUUUAAAGCUGUAAAUAGGAAUUUUCUGCAGUUACGUGACAGAAACGAGCUCAGCUGAAUGUGUUUUAUACUGCAAAUAUCUUUAUUUCCAGAACAUGUUAAAAACUUCAUUUUAUUUAUUUGAACUGUAAACCAUUUCAAAAUAAAGCGUCCCACCAA